This is a messenger RNA of Aaosphaeria arxii CBS 175.79, 942 nucleotides long. Its product is annotated as spherulin 4-like cell surface protein. The record is from RefSeq and is a predicted model, not a curated record. The transcript has 3 exons. Bases 1 to 942 code for a protein of 313 amino acids. Lineage: Eukaryota; Fungi; Ascomycota; Dothideomycetes; Pleosporales.
AUGGCAGGCGAUUCUGAUAUUCCAAAGCAUUUCCAGGACUGGAAUACCUCUGAGGCACCGAAAAUGAUGCCGUCGAGGAGGACGACGAAUUCCAAACCGUUCUACAAACGACCUUUGGGCAUCGCGAUCAUCGCAGGAGUGACAAUUGCGAUUCUGAUCGCGAUCAUCGUUCCUCUCGCCGUCAUUCUACCCAAACGAGGACGAAAACACGAUGCGACGGUCAUUCUUCCCCUCUACAUCUACCCGGACGAGACGAGCACCUGGAACCCGCUCUACGAUUCGUUGAAAGCAAACCCGCAGUUGCAAUUUUUGGUGAUUGUGAACCCAGCCAGUGGACCCGGCUCUUCGCAGUAUCCCGACGAAAAGUACCAAGUUGAGAUUGAGAAACUCAACGGCUACCCGAAUGUGGAGACUGUGGGAUAUGUUCGCACAGGUUACGCUUCGAGGAACUUGACCGACGUACUGACGGAGGUUUCCACCUAUGCAGGGUGGCUCUCCAAGAGCAAUCUGACUGCGAUGCAUGGAAUUUUCUUCGACGAAUCACCCCAUCAGUACUCCGCGGAAGCGGUCGACUUCAUGCUCCAGGCAACCAAGGCAGUCAAGGAGAGUGGAUUGUUGGGAAAGAAGACAGUAAUUCGCAACCCGGGCGUUAUACCUGAUUCACGCUUCAAUGACACGAACACCGACAUCUCCGUCGUUUUCGAGCAGUCGUUGGAGGAGUAUAAGACCAAGGAGCAAGCUUUGGCAGAGCUCCCCAGCCACAGGUCUCAAUACUCCUACAUGGUACACUCAGUACCUCUCGAGGACAAGAGCACGAUGCGUAAGUUCGUUGACGAAUUGAGCAAGAAGGCCCAGUACCUUUUCGUCACAUCCAAUGCCGAGCAAUACUACGAAAGCUUCGGAAGCGAUUGGGCACAAUUCACUGAGGUGGUGCCUCGAUGA